CUGUUGACAAGUUGACAUUGAGAGAAGGACAGAAGGAAGGACGGGGUCUGCUCCGGCCUGGACCUCUCUAGUCCUCUUUACCCUUCACUGACCUGCACCACUUGCUUGACCUGCCUGUUGCCUGCCUCACCUGCCAUGACCACCCUCCACGUCCCCACCUACAAUCAGACGCGAGAGAGGCAGCGGUCAGCCAGCGGGUGUACUGACACAGAUGCCGAUGUCCACCUGCGAGUCAUCUGUUAUGACGAGACCGUGCGCAAGCUAGACCACUACUAUGGCAUUGUCAAGAGGCAGCUGCUGCAGAACCAGAGCAUCAGCCUGGGCAUCUUCCCCAGCACCAGCCAGGACCACCGGGUGGGCGACGUGCGCACCUCCAUAUACUGCGCUGCAUCCAUUUGGAGCCUCUUCCAGGCAUACAGACGAAUUGAUGAUGACCGGGGAAAGGCUUACGAGCUGGGCCAGUCCUGUGUCAAGUGCAUGCGGGGAAUCCUCACCUGCUGGAUGCGGCAGUGUGAGCAUGUGGAGAGCUUCAAGAAAGGACAGAACCCAAAGUUUGCCCUCCAUGCCAAGUUCCACCUUCUCACAGGCGAGGAGGUGAUCUCCAGUGAGGAGUAUGGCCACCUGCAGAUUGACAUUGUGUCCCUGUACCUGCUGUUCCUGGUGCAGAUGAUCACCUCGGGGCUGCAGAUCAUCUACACCAUGGAUGAGGUGACCUUCGUGCAGAACCUGGUGUAUUACGUGGAGCGAGCAUACCGCACACCUGACUUCGGCAUGUGGGAGCGAGGCAGCAAGUACAACAAUGGCACUCCGGAGCUGCAUGCCAGUUCCAUUGGCCUGGCCAAGGCAGCACUGGAGGCCAUCAAUGGGUGCAACCUGUUUGGAGAGAAGGGCGCCUCUUGGUCUGUCAUCUUUGUGGACAUCGACGCCCACAACAGGAACCGCAGCAUCUUUGAGACACUUCUGCCCAGGGAGUCCAGCUCAAAGAAUGUGGACGUCAGCCUGCUGUGUGCCAUCUCCUUCCCGGCCUUUGCCACACAUGACCAGAUGCUGUACUCCAAGACACGCAAUCAGAUUGUCAGCUUAUUGGAGGGUAAACACGGCUUCAAGAGGUUCCACAGAGACGGCUACGGAACCGUACUGGAGGACAAUAAGAGACGCUAUUAUCACAUUGCCGAGACAAAGGUGUUUGAAAAGAUAGAAUGCGAGUGGCCUUUGUUCUUCCUGUUCAUGAUCAUUGAGGGGAUGUUCAAGGGCAACGAGGAGCAGGUGGAGCAGUACAAGAACAAGCUGAAGCCACUGGUCAAGAGGGAUAAGUGGGGAGACCCAGUGGUGCCCAAAUACUACUACGUGCACAGGGACCAGGUGAAUCUGGAGCGUUCUGAGCCAGGAUCCCAGGGUCGCCAGCCCAGCUCUGAGGGCAACCCAAGGAACCUGUUCUUGUGGGGCCAGAGCGUGUGGAUCAUCGCCUCCCUGCUCAUGGACGGCCUCCUGCACAUCAAUGAGCUGGAUAUCAUCCGCCGCCACUUGCCAUCAUACAACCGGCCACGCAAGGGAGGUCGCUACUCCGCUUUCCAGCGUACAAGGUAUAUGAAAGAGAGCAAGAAAAACAGAGGCACAGCCAGCGACCUGGUGGUGCAGGUGGUGCUCAUCGCCGAGAGUAUGCGGCUGCAGGCAAUGAUGGCUACCUAUGGCAUCCAGACACAGACUCCACAUGAGGUUGAGCCAGUCCAGAUCUGGCCGCCCCGGGAGCUGGUGAAGGUGUACCAGAACCUUGGCGUGAGUGAGAAACUGGGCCUGCAGGGACGUCCCACUCGACCCAUCGGCGCCUUGGGAACCAGCAAGAUUUACCGAGUGUGUGGCCAGACAGUGCUGUGCUACCCGCUGGUGUUUGAGGUGAGUGACUUCUACCUCUCACAUGACAUGGCACUGCUCAUCGACGACAUCAAGUCUGAGUUGCACUUUGUUGGCAAGUACUGGCGACUGUCUGGCCGCCCCACAGUCUGCGUUCUUAUACGGGAGGAACACAUGAGGGACAUACAUUUCCGUGAGCUGUUGGACUUGCUAGCGCAGCUCAAGACGGGCUACUGUGAUGGCCUGAAGGUGCGCACUGGCCGUCUGCAAAACCUCAUCUCCUCCUCCUGCAUAGAGCACCUUGACUUCAUGAGUGCCCUGGACAUCGACCUGGACAUCAAGCCGUUUGAGCAGCUGCAGCAUGCCAGUAUUGGCUACCAGUCCCUUACUGACGUGCCGCGUGCCAUCACCUACUCUGAAGACUCCAUGAGCUUCAAGGACAUGGAGCUGCAGCCAACACACGAGGUGAUCAAUGUGCUGCGGUCAGUCUCCACACUGCAUGGUCAGACUCAGCUGCUGGGCAUCCUGCUGCGCCGCGAGGGACCAGACUUCCAAAUAGAUGGCCAUCCAGUGGGAGAGCGGGUUCUUGCCCUGCUGAGCCAGGCCUCCUCGCUCCGUUACUGGCGCACGGUGCGGGAAUGCACUGCUCUGCUCUCCAAGGAGGUGGAGUCUAUCUCACCUUACAUCACCACUGUCUUGGUGUCUGGAAAACAGCUGACAGUAGGGUACGGCAAGGAUGAGGUGCUGCUGGACCGUCCAGUACAGCCAGGGGGCAUUCAUGACCUCUUCUACAAUGCCUCCCUUCAGACUCACAAUGUUGUGCAGGCAGUGUUGCAGCAAGAGGUAGUGCUGUACUGUGGGAAGCUCAUCGCCACACACACUCACCUCUUCAAUGGCAUCCUCAACAUCAGGGUUGGGUGGGUGAUCAAGGCCAUGACGUACUACCUGCAUGACGUGUGCCACAGCAAGGAGACGGUGGAGGGCCUGGCACCCAGUGAGGUGCGGCGCCUGCUGGUGAAGGUGCUGUCACUGGAUGAGUGGGCGCAGCAGGAAAAACAAGCGAAGAUGUCUUGUGGCUGCCUGUGGGGAAGCGAGGGGCUGCGUGGACAGUGCCAGUCACCCACCCAGCGGUUCCCAAAUAAUCAGGCAAAAUGGGGUUCAUCAAUGACAACGGCUCUCCAUCGACGCCGGGAAGUACGGCUUACACCGCAGCAGAUCCGAGUGAUUGAUGGCUGCCUUGGACGAACGCCGAAGAGAUUUUACGAAAAGGUGUUUAAUAUCCUGAGGAAGACGCCUCUGGGAGUGCGUCUGUGUGAUCAGCUCCUGCCCCAGCACCCCACCAUCUCAGAAAUGUCCUCUGGGGAGCUCAACUUUGCCCUCACAGUCCAGUCUCUCCUCAACCACAUCCAGCACCCUGAGUACCGGCAGAUUGUGGUCGAGCUGUUCUCUGUGGUGGCAACGAUUCUGGAAAGGAAUCCUGAGCUCAAAUUCCUGCAUGUGUUGAAUCUGGAUCAGAUCUUCAAGGACGCCUUCAAGAUGUUCCUCAAGGACCACGGGCGGGAGUGGACAGAUGAUGCAUCGACCUUCUACAACGCCUCCCACGUGGUGGUGAGCAGCUACCUGGCUCGUGCCGUGGUUAACUUCAUGCUGACGGGUGACAUGCGCAGUGAGAUAGAGGAGGGCCUCACCUGCAAGGUGUCUUAGGUUUGCUCCUUCACUGGUGUUGUCUUCACAUGUCUUACUUUAGCCUCCCCCAGUUGCUUAUUGACACGUUCUAUUUUGUAUACAAAGUCAAAUCAAAUUUCUUCAUGGGAAUCAUGCCUGAGGCAAUGUUCCUUAAAUACCAAACAGGUUGUGAAAUUAACAAUGUAUUGGAAUAUUCCACAAGCAUGACUUGUAGGAAUGAGUGCAGUGCUAGUGAGCAAACAAAUUCUCAAUCUCUCUAUAUCUGAAUCAAGAGGGGGUAGCCAAGACAAGACUUGAUGCCUUGUUACCUCAUAGGAGUAAAGAUACAGAGGAGGGGCCCCUUGUCCCCUUGCUCCGUCCCUUUUUGUUGCCUUGUAUGAUAAGCGGGGAGUGCAGUGGCGGCAUUCUUCCAGCAGACCACUGUGGUGCAGCUGGACUGUGUUCUCCUCCACAAGGGAAAUUAAUUACCUACCUAAAAUUAUUUGAACCCCAUAAUUUUUCUCUUGUGUUCAUAUUGUUGUUUCAUGAAUUUUGUUUGUAGAUAGUAUCCAUAGGUUGUAGUUCAUACUUGUAAAUAUUUUGUAGUUAUUUAUUGAUACAUAGUUCUUGACUAUGUAAUUAUUACAAACAUAUCCUAUGCACUAUCCAUUUUGUCCAUUAGUAAUGCAGAUUAUAAAAGAUGAAAUUUCAUCAAACACAUUAAUGGUAAUCAGUUGUAUUCUCUUAAGUUUGUAUCUUCAGCUUAAAUAAGACACUUUAUUGUACUUGUUGCAAUAAUACUUGUUUACUAGACCCUCACUCAUUUUGCUGCUUGGUUACCCACUCUGAUUUGUUUACAGGCAAUGGUUAUACAGCACAAGUUUCAUCAGUAUCCAGACAUAGUUUGUUGUAGGGAACGAUUAUAGUUUUUGAGAUGCAGGGAUGUGACAAGCCUGAGUUGAGUCCUUUGCAUAGAGUGUUAUGAUAUGAGUGCUCUAGUCUAGUCAGUGUGAGACUUUGGGUCAUCCGCUUCACAUCUUUCCUCAUAUAUUUUGUUUUUGGUUUUUGUUGCAAGUGCCAAAAGUUGUUAAGAGAUUUUAAGAUAAAUAUAAGUUUUUUGUUUGAAAACCAUGGACUGUGUGGUUCAUUAAAAUUACAAAGCUAUGUAUUG
This is a messenger RNA of Scylla paramamosain (green mud crab), 4687 nucleotides long. RefSeq names its product probable phosphorylase b kinase regulatory subunit beta. Lineage: Eukaryota; Metazoa; Arthropoda; Malacostraca; Decapoda; Portunidae. The record is from RefSeq and is a predicted model, not a curated record. Gene Ontology annotation, biological process: glycogen metabolic process. The transcript is spliced from 29 exons. The coding region runs from base 136 to 3555 and encodes 1139 amino acids. Gene Ontology annotation, molecular function: calmodulin binding. Gene Ontology annotation, cellular component: phosphorylase kinase complex.